This is a messenger RNA of Drosophila bipectinata, 1092 nucleotides long. RefSeq names its product mitochondrial transcription termination factor 3 (gene mTerf3). Gene Ontology annotation, cellular component: mitochondrion. Gene Ontology annotation, biological process: mitochondrial ribosome assembly; mitochondrial transcription; regulation of DNA-templated transcription. The record is from RefSeq and is a predicted model, not a curated record. NCBI's taxonomy places the organism in Eukaryota, Metazoa, Arthropoda, Insecta, Diptera, Drosophilidae. Gene Ontology annotation, molecular function: double-stranded DNA binding.
AUGUUUUUCUCAGCAAUACGUAACAACCUAAAAAGUUCACAAAAUGCAGCAAAAUACACGGCUAUUACUGCUCAAUUACGGCAUCUGCGAGGACAGAGGAGUCAACAAGUCGAAGUAGGACUUAUUACGCCCACAGAUGUAACCACCAACCAACAUGACACAGCUGCAGAGCCUACUCGCGAAAGUUCGAAGGAGGUGGCUCUCGAUUUUGGGAAACGGGAGGCCCAUGUGCCCUCCUUUAAUCUGGCGGCUUAUGUCAAUAACUCCAGUACCCUGAAAAAGUUUAUUGACCUUGGAGUGGAUCUGCACAGCAUAGAAAAGCGUAAAGGUCUGGGUCAGUUUGUUCUUGGCCUGGAUUUUGAAAAGAAUGUCAAGCCACACAUUUCCUUCCUGGUGGAUCAGGGAGUUUCACCCGACAACUUUGGCAGGAUGUUUACCAAAAAUCCACUAUUGUUCAAGGAGGAUCUGGACGAUUUAAAAACCCGCGUGGAAUACCUGAAGAGCAAGAGGUUCUCAGAUGAAGCCAGAGCCAGAAUUCUCACUCAGAAUCCGUAUUGGCUGAUGUUCUCCACCAGGCGAGUUGACCGCCGCUUAGGAUAUUUCCAAAAAGAGUUCCGGUUGAGUGGUCACGAUCUUCGUUUGCUGGCCACCAAAGAACCUAAUGUUAUUACCUACAACAUGGAACAUCUGAGGAAAUCGGUGUUUACCUUGAGGGAAGAAAUGGGCUUCAGUCCCAAGGAAUUAAGUGCUUUAAUCGUUCGCCGACCGCGACUGAUGAUGACUCCUCCCGAUGAUCUUAUUGAACGGUUCAGCUACAUCCACCAGGACAUGGGCCUUUCCCACGCGCAGAUUGUCCAGUGUCCUGAGCUCCUGGCAUCGCGGGAAUUCCGGCUACGAGAACGCCACGAGUUUCUCAAGUUACUGGGCCGCGCUCAGUACAAUCCGCAAGAGGAUCUUUAUAUAUCGCCCAAAACCAUAGUAGAAGGAAAUAACUUUUAUUUUGUGCGAAAUGUGGCUAAAAGUGAUUUGGAAACGUUCGAAUUGUUUUUAAAAACGAGAUGAAAAUAAAUUUAAAAUUUUGUUUAAAAAACG